Lingula anatina is the source of this 1813-nucleotide messenger RNA. Its product is annotated as trypsin. NCBI's taxonomy places the organism in Eukaryota, Metazoa, Brachiopoda, Lingulata, Lingulida, Lingulidae. Gene Ontology annotation, molecular function: serine-type endopeptidase activity. The record is from RefSeq and is a predicted model, not a curated record. Gene Ontology annotation, biological process: proteolysis.
GUCUGAUUUCCCUUUACUCUGUACUGACCUCACGAUUUCGACACUCGUCAAUGGACCUCUGCGUCAGCGGUUUGCCAGUCUUGCGUCCGGUUUACGGAGAAAAUUUUAUUAAGACAUAUAUAUGCGUGUCCGGGUUGUAAGGUCUCGAUUUCUCAUUUAUACCACGCAUUUUAGAUCGAGGGAAGCCAGAACAAAACAGACACUGGACCACUCAACAUUACACGAUGAGGACGACGUCGGAGUUAAAAUGUUUAGAAAUAAUACUCUUAGGGCUUUUAUCUUUGACGGCGUUUGUAACAGCAUGCGGCAGGUGUGGGGUAAGACCGAGCACGAGCAGAUCCAAGAUAAUAGGCGGGUCAGCGGCCACGCCCAACUCUUGGCCAUGGAUGGCCUAUUUAGAGCUCGGGGCGGCCCGGGACAGGUGUAAACCUUCAUGUGGAGGGACCAUCAUUGCUAGACAGUGGAUACUGACUGCAGCUCACUGCCUGUACUCUCCCCAGCAGAUAGGAUGUGGCUCUUCUCGACAAUACAAACCUAACGAAAUCAAAGUAUACCUCGGGGUAGACAAACUAUCAACCUUACGUAGAGAUCCCGCCGUUCUAAAGAUGACCGUGACCAAGGUCCACAUCCACCCUGGUUACAACCGUGGCACACACGACAAUGACAUCGCUCUGCUGAAGCUUUCGUCCAAGGUGAAUUACAACUCAAAGAUCAGUCCUAUUUGCCCAGUGGGACCGUCUCCCAGUGAUGUCAUUCCCGAAGAGACCCCCUGCGCGGUGACGGGCUGGGGGAAAACAAAUACAGCCUCUAGGCUUCCCAGUGACGUACUGAUGCAGGUCACAGUAAAAUAUAUAACAGCUAAAACCUGUCGAAAAAUCUCGCAAUAUCCCGCUGGGGAGAUCACAGAUAACAUGGUGUGUGCGAAAGAUACGGGCAAAGAUUCCUGUCAGGGAGAUUCUGGCGGUCCGCUAGCCUGCCCGUACACAGUGAACGGGAAAACGAUCUGGAAGCAGCUUGGCAUCGUCAGCUUUGGGCGAGGGUGUGCGUUGCCACAGUAUCCGGGGGUGUACACCGACGUCAAUAAGCUAUCCAGGUGGAUUGCCAGGACCAUCUUACUGGGUCCCUGAAAUCAACGGAGCCAAACGAUUACCAAAGACAUAUUUUAACAUUUACAUGUACUCAAAAGUCUACACCAAGUACUGGAGAUACAGAGAACUGGACAAUGAAGCCAACGGAUCACCAAAGACAGAGAGGACUGGACUCAAUCUGAUAAAGCCGACCUUUUCAUGACUUCGUGAAAAUAAACUUGCUGUCUUCCCCCAUCCUCUACCAGGGCCACCAAUUGCUUUUUUUACUAAAUAUCCACAGGUAUAAUAUACCUUGGCAAAUUAAUGACACAAUUCUCUCGAUCUGCUGUGAAAACAGCAGAAAAUUGUGUCUUAAAUUAGCCAGAGAAGCAACAGAUACUUUUGUCAUGAAUUAGACAGAGUCAUAUCUGUGAAUAUUUACCAGUAGUGAAAAAACAAUCUGAGGUCUUGGCGGAGGGUAGGCAUGUUGUCUUCACCGGGUUAUUCAACCCGCUGGGUAUUAUAGCAUCCCUAUGUGUUAAUUUAGUUAUGAUUGUGGUAAUCAUGUUAUUCAUGAUAAAUAAUUCCUCGAAGUAGUAUUAGUCAUUUCCUUUUGUAGAAAUAUUUAAACCUAUAUAUAUCUUAUUCCUACAUGUGCAUAAAUAUAGUAUACCUGUCUGUUCAAAGCAGUUCGUUUUCAGUGUAUAUGAAUUUAGUUUUUAUGGUGGUAAUAUUAUUAAAAAUAU